AUUCUAUAGUAUAAAUGACCGCUUGCCCGCGGAUGGACGGAAACCUUGACAUGGGAAUUUGUCAUUCCAACCACCAUUCAGUCUUUACUUACCCAACUAUCAGUCACUCUUUACCCAACACUUUUACUGCUCAGGCGAAGUCAGGUCGCACCACUACUCCAGCUAUACCCAUCCCGAAGCCGCCAGACAGCAUCGCAACCAUGCACUACUCCCAGUUUCUCCCCUUCGUCACUCUUUUCGCCUCCUCUGUUGUCGUCGAGGCCAGCCCAACAGCCAUGCUUGAGGGGCGUGCGGUGGGACUUGUUGCUCGCGCACCGGAGCCGUCAGGUGACGCGUGCAUCAAGACGCCAUUGAGCGCAGAGCCCGACUACUCAUACUACACGUUCCACAUCAACGCAGACAUCGGAGAACGCGCCAAAAACGCGGGACUUACCAAGAUCGGCGUGCAACAGCAUUGCGACUCGAACGGCGGUCUUUUUGGAAUGUGGGCCACGAACACGAAUAACUGGGCGUAUGUGCCUCUGGACAAGUUCGGCCCCGAGAACCCGUACAAGGUCAAGGUCAACCGCUGCCAGAAGGGCAAUGACCGUCACGUCUUUAGCUACAGAGUAUGGCUGUGCAACGAAAACGACUGGUGCGGGACUACGGCCUGCGGCUUGGACCGGAAGCUCUGUCCUGAAAAGAAGACUAAGGCGGUUGACUUGUCAGACAACUUGAUCUGGCCAUGCGCUCUUUAGG
Colletotrichum destructivum is the source of this 738-nucleotide messenger RNA. RefSeq lists its product as uncharacterized. NCBI's taxonomy places the organism in Eukaryota, Fungi, Ascomycota, Sordariomycetes, Glomerellales, Glomerellaceae. The transcript has 2 exons. The coding region runs from base 15 to 737 and encodes 240 amino acids. The record is from RefSeq and is a predicted model, not a curated record.